UCAAAUCAAAAGCGAAAUGGCAUCGUGUUUUCACGGCGCGUAAAUGUGGUGUUUGUUUACGUACAGAUAGUUAUGUUAUUUCAAGAAUUAUUUAUUUAGGUUUUCAUUUUGAAACCUAUAAAAUGGGCUAUUUAAGGUGCAUAGAAGUAGAGAAUUUUAAAUCUUAUAAAGGAAAACAGGAAAUAGGAUGCCUGAAACCAUUUACUGCCAUCAUUGGACCGAAUGGUUCCGGGAAGUCGAAUUUUAUGGACGCUAUAAGUUUUGUUUUGGGUGAAAAAACUUCAUGCCUUCGAGUGAAGAAACUCAGUGAACUCAUUCAUGGCGCUCCGAUUGGUGCUCCUGUUGCCAAUCGUGCUCAUGUAACUGCAAUUUACUGUGAUAAUGAUAAUACAGAAAUUCAUUUUACACGAAUUGUAGCUGGUUCUUCAUCUGAGUAUCGGAUUGAUGGAAAGUCUGUUGGCCACAAUGAAUAUGUCAGUAGAUUGGAAAGUUUAGGCAUUAAUGUAAAAGCAAAAAAUUUCCUUGUGUUUCAAGGUGCAGUUGAAUCAAUUGCAAUGAAAAGUCCUAAAGAAAGAACAGCUCUUUUUGAAGAAAUAUCUCAUUCGAUUGAACAUAAAGAAGAAUAUGAUCGUUUGAAAAGUGAAAUGAUGAAAGCUGAAGAAGAUACUCAGUUUACUUAUCAGAAAAAGAAGGGUAUUGCUGCAGAAAAAAAGGAAGCUCGGCUUGAAAAGGAGGAAGCUGAAAAGUACCAGCGUUUAAAAGAAGAUGUGGCCAGUAAGCAAGUCCUUUAUUAUUUAUUCAAACUUUAUCAUAAUGAGCAAGAUAUUGAAGGUUUGACCCAAGACUUGUCAGAUAAAAAUAAAGAACUUGAAAAAGUUUCCCGCAAAAGAGAAAAAAUCGAAGAAGAAAUCAAAGAAAAGAAAAAAGAACAUGGUAAACUACAAAGAGAAUUUGCAAAGAUAGAGCAGCAAAUAAGAGAAGCAGAAGUUGAAUUGAACAAAAAAAGGCCAACUUAUAUAAAAGCAAAAGAAAGGACUGCUCAUAUGCAGAAAAAACUGGAGACAGCACGUAAAUCCUUGAAGGCUGCAAAAAAAGUAAAUGAAGCUCAUGAAAGUGAAAUAAAGAGUUUGGAAGAAGAACUUGAAGAGGUUGAAAAAAAACAACAAGAAUUUGAGGAGCAGCUUGCCGAAGAAUCUAAGUCUGAAGGACGGGAUCUUACACUGCAGGAUUCUCAGGUUGAAGAAUACAAUCGUUUGAAAGAAGAAGCUGGCAAACUUUCCUCUCGUUACCUGCAAGAGUUAGAUUCUGUUAAUAGGGAACAAAAGUCAGAUCAGGAUAGAUGUGACAAUGAAAUUCGGAAGAAAGCUGAAGUAGAAUCUAAAAUCAAACAAAAACGAGCUGAACUGGAAGAAAAUGUCCGUCGACUUGAAAAAUUAACUGAAUAUAUCAGGACAAGUGAAACAGGAUUGGCUGACCUUCGUAGUCAGGAGAAAGACAUAGGUGAAGAAGUUCAGGAAGCUAAGAAAAGAGUUGCUGAAAUUAAUGAAGAUCUAGAAUCUAUUUUAAAUGAGCUUGGGGAUGCAAAAGUUGAUAAACAUGAAGAUUCUAGACGAAGGAAAAAAGCUGAAAUUGUUGACCAUUUCAAGAGACUUUUCCCUGGUGUUUAUGAUCGUUUAGUUAAUAUGUGUCAACCCAUUCAUAAACGCUAUAAUGUUGCUAUUACUAAAGUUUUGGGCAAAAAUAUGGAAGCCAUAGUUGUGGAUACAGAACGCACUGGAAGAUCAUGCAUCCAAUAUUUGAAAGAGCAGAUGUUAGAAGCUGAAACUUUUUUACCACUUGAUUAUAUUGAUGCAAAACCUUUGAAAGAAAGAUUGAGGAAUAUACAUCAACCUAAAAAUGUAAAGUUACUUUAUGAUGUUUUGCAAUAUGAUCCACCUGCAAUUAAAAGAGCUGUUCUAUAUGCAACAAAUAAUGCUUUGGUUUGUGAAACUGCUGAAGAUGCCAACAGGGUUGCAUAUGACCUGGGAGAUAAUAAAAGAUAUGAUGCUGUUGCACUGGAUGGUACUUAUUAUCAAAAGAAUGGCUUUAUUUCUGGUGGUAGCACCGAUUUAGCAAAGAGAGCUCGUCGUUGGGAUGAAAAAGCUCUACAUAACUUAAAAUACAGGAAAGAAAAAUUAACUGAAGAACUGAAAGAAAUGAUGAAGAAGACCAGGAAAGAAUCUGAUUUAACUACCAUUCAAUCUCAAAUCAGAGGUUUAGAAACUCGAUUAAAGUACUCUAUUACUGACAAAGAAAAUACUGAAAAAAGAGUUAUUGCAGGCCUGGAAAGAGAAAUUGCAACCUUAGAAAGGGAAUUAGAUACAUUUGAGCCUCGAAUAUCAGAUCUUGAAGAGAGAAUGAAAGACAGAGAAAGCAGAAUUCAGGAUAUUAAAGAAUCUAUGAACACUGUUGAAGAUAGAGUCUUUGCUGAUUUUUGUCGUUCAAUUGGUGUUGAAAAUAUUAGGCAAUAUGAAGAGCGAGAACUUAGAGCCACUCAAGAAAGAGAUAAAAGACGACUGGAGUUUGAGAAUCAAAAGAAUAGAAUUAUUAACAGGCUUGAAUAUGAAAGAUCCAAGGAUACACUUGAAAAUGUGAAAAAAUGGACCAAGACAGUUGAAGAUGAUGAAAGAGAAUUGGAGAAAUUAAAAAAGGCUGAAACUACUCAAAUGCAGUUGAUUGAUGAUGAGAUGCAGAAUUUAGAACGUUUGAAAAAUGCUAAAAUCAAUAAAAAGCAAGAUGUUGACAAACUAGAGGAAUCCACCUCUGAAAUACGGAAAAGAUUAUCUGCUGCACAAAAGGAUAUAACAGCUGUUCAGAAGCAAGUAACAGGCAUGGAAACUCGACUAGAACAAAAGAAAGGUGACAGGCACAGCUUAUUCCAGACUUGCAAGUUGGAAGACAUUGUAAUUCCAAUGGUUGAGGGAUCAAUGGAAGAUAUUGAUCACACAACUUCCAGCCAACAGGAUGAUGUGGAAAUGUCUGAUGUUUCUGGCAGUCAAAGCACACAGAGAAUAUAUGAGAAAGAAGCAAGAAUAAAAGUUGACUACUCUGAGCUUUCAGAUGAUUUAAAAGAACUUGAUACUAAUGAUGAGAUAAAGAAAGAAGGUGACAAGUUAAACAAGGAAAUAAAUGACAUGUUGUCCCUCUUAAAACGUAUUCAAGCUCCUAAUAUGAAAGCAAUGGAAAAGCUUGAUGGAGUGAAAGAGAGGCUAAAAGAAACAGACACUGAAUUUGAAAAUGCUAGAAAGAGAGCAAAAAAAUCUAAACAGACUUUUGAACGUGUCAAACGUGAACGUUAUGAUAAAUUUAUGAAGUGUUUUGAACAUGUCUCUAAUAAAAUUGAUGAGAUUUAUAAGGCAUUAACAAACAAUCAAAGUGCACAAGCAUUUCUUGGUCCUGAGAAUCCUGAAGAACCUUAUUUGGAAGGUUUGAAUUAUAACUGUGUAGCUCCUGGCAAAAGAUUCCAGCCCAUGAGUAAUUUAUCUGGAGGUGAAAAGACUGUAGCAGCUCUGGCCCUGCUUUUUGCUGUACACAGUUAUCAACCUGCACCUUUCUUUGUUUUGGAUGAGAUUGAUGCAGCUUUGGACAACACAAAUAUUGGAAAGGUUGCUCGCUUCAUUCGUCAACAAACAGAAACAUCAUUUCAAUGUAUUGUAAUUUCACUCAAAGAAGAAUUUUAUGGUCAUGCAGAUUCAUUGGUUGGGAUAGUACCAGAUCCUGGUGAAUGUACUAUAAGUCGUGUUUUAACCUGGGAUCUCUCAAGGUAUCCUGAGUGAUAAUAUGUUAAUGAACAUUCUGGUUCACCUGCCAUUAUAAUGUCAUUUUAUCCAUAUGGAGGAAGUAUUUCUAACAUUUAUAUCUCAUACUGUUUACCAACAAUAUAGGAUAAGGAGUUGAACUAUCAAAAUUUGAUACUUGUUUGUAAAGUAAUUUUUCCAGAAUUUAUUAUUAUUGGUAUGUUGCUCAUCAGAAAUUUUAAAUAUAUUUUUAAAGUGCAAAUGGAAUGAACUGGAAUGUAGUACUUUUUAAUUUUCAAAAACUUUUGUCUUGCAAAAUUGGAUUUUGAAUUCAAUUAAUUGCUCUUAAACUAUCUGAUGUGCACUAAGUUUAUUAAGUAGAUAUAGAAUUUAUUUACACAAUAUAUUAUGUUGAAAAUUCAGGUUGCUUUUGAUCUAAUCUUGUAUGAGGUGUUUUUAAAAUGGAAUUUUACUAAUAUGUUAUAAGCCUCCUAUAUGUUGUAAGCCUCAGUUUUCUUCAUAAUUAUGAGCAAAAUUCUUUUAAAUCUUGUUUCUGUUUUCUUUUUGAACUUGUUUUCUGUACUAUAAAAUAACACAAAUGAAAAUUAAAAGGCCAUAACUUAAAUAGUGUUACAGAAAAUUGAAUUUCUCUUCUAAGUGCAUUGAAAGUGAGAUGUAAAGCAUAUUUUAGAAGAUCUGUCUAUAAACUGUGUCUAAUUUUAUAACCAGACAGAAGUUUUUUUUUUUUUUAAUUUUGUAUCUUUAAUUAUGUUUUUGAUUAUUCAUAAGUAACACAAUUAUUUCUCUUUUAAUUUUGAAUCAGGUUUAUCAUACGAAGUUUAGUAUCAAAAAGAAUAUUUUGAUGCUGAAGAACUUGAAUAGAAACACAAUUCUAUAAUUGUUUUAAUUGUGCAUUUUAAAAACAUUUAAUUCUAAUUCUAUUGGUUUAUCUAUGAAUCAACCUUCAUUGUUCUCUAUUUAUUUUGAAUCUCACUUUCCCAAAUUAGGGUUACUAUUUUUGGAAAUUAAUUAUUAUUAGAAUUUUUUUCUAUCUUAAACAUUUCACAAAUAUUAUUUUAAAAUUGA
This is a messenger RNA of Argiope bruennichi, 4862 nucleotides long. It is a transcript of the gene SMC1, whose product is annotated as structural maintenance of chromosomes protein 1A-like. Gene Ontology annotation, cellular component: chromosome; nucleus; cohesin complex. Gene Ontology annotation, biological process: sister chromatid cohesion. The transcript has 27 exons. Gene Ontology annotation, molecular function: ATP binding; DNA binding; ATP hydrolysis activity. The coding region runs from base 123 to 3815 and encodes 1230 amino acids. Lineage: Eukaryota; Metazoa; Arthropoda; Arachnida; Araneae; Araneidae. The record is from RefSeq and is a predicted model, not a curated record.